AUGUAUUGGGCUUUCGGGACGAGAGUGACUGAUGUAGCAGGGAAAAUGUCAAGGAAACGGUUUUUUGCAAUCAGAAGUGCACUGAAACUAGUUACAGACAAUGAUGUGUCUAGUGAUGUGAGAGCAAAAGAUAAAUAUUGGAAAAUUCGUCCUUUGCUAAACACCGUCAGAGCAGGCUGUUUACAAAAUCCUAGGACACAGAAGGUGUCCAUUGAUGAGCAGAUGAUUCCUUUCUGGGGCAAGACAACGAUGCGGCAAUACAUUCGUGGAAAGCCUAAUCCGUUUGGCCUCAAGAAUUUCGUUUCCACAUCUCCAGAUGGAUUACCACUUGACUUUUUCAUGUAUGAAGGGAAAGGUGACAGUAUACUGGAAGGCUAUGAUUACUUGAACAUUGGCGGAAAGGUAGUAAUGAGACUGGCAACUACGCUACCUGAAGGGUCUAUAAUUUAUAUGGACCGAUACUUUACGUCGGUUGAGCUCCUAGACUGUCCACACUCAGACAGAGGCUGUCAGGCUACAGGGACAAUACAGUCUUGUAAAGUUCCAAGUCUGAGCGAUCUUCAGACGGAUACAGAAAUGAAAAAGGCAGGUCGGGGUGCAGCUGAUCAGUCUGUUCGUGGUGAUGGACAAAUUGCCGUUAUUAAAUGGUAUGACAACAAAUCUGUAAUUGUUGCCUCAUCCGCAGAAGGAAAAUUGCCUCUGGGACGGUGCAGGCGUUGGUCAAAGCAAGACAAACAAUACGUAAAUAUCAGCAGGCCUCUUGCUAUCGAAAAAUAUAAUGAAAAUAUGGGUGGGGUCGACAUGCUGGAUCGUAUCAUUGCUGUUUACAGACAAAGUGCAAGAUCAAGAAAGUGGACAGUGCGAAUGAUCCUGCAUCUCUUUGAUUUUGCUUGUGCUGCAGCUUGGAUAGAGUACAGGAGAGACUGUAAUGCACUGAAGAAAAGAAGGAAGAAUACGAUGGACUACCUACAAUUUAAAAUUGACGUAUCAGAGUGGCUUAUCCAUUCAGGAAAUGAUAUAUCUGAUAUUAAUGACGAAUCUACAGAUGGAGAUAAAGAAGUUGAUAUCGCCCCCAGCUCCUUGAAAAGAAAAAGUAUUCCAGCACCAAUUCCGAGUGAUGCUAAACGAAAGAGCAGUGCUAUUCACAUGCCAGAGGUCACCAACGAUGAAAAGACUCUUCAUUGUAGGCGACCAGGAUGUAAAAGUUUAAGAGCACGAGUUUUCUGCACAGAAUGCAAGCUUCAUUUGUGCCUCAUGAAGGGUAGCAAUUGUUUUCGAGAUUUUCACACGAACUGA
Schistocerca cancellata (South American locust) is the source of this 1296-nucleotide messenger RNA. Its product is annotated as piggyBac transposable element-derived protein 3-like. The record is from RefSeq and is a predicted model, not a curated record. The coding region runs from base 1 to 1296 and encodes 431 amino acids. The transcript has a single exon. NCBI's taxonomy places the organism in Eukaryota, Metazoa, Arthropoda, Insecta, Orthoptera, Acrididae.